CCCAGGCUGCGCUGGAUGGUGCUGGACGAGGCGGACUCGCUGAUGGACGAGUCCUUCACGGAGCUGCUGGAGGAGAUCCUGGCACACGCGCCGCUGGCCGCCGGCGCUCCCGGGCCGGCCGGUCCCGACGAGAACAGGACGCAGGUGGUGGUGGUCGGAGCAACCUUCCCCGCGGGGCUCGGCGAGACGCUGGCCAAGUUCACUGACGUGGGCCGGUUCGUCACCCUCAGCACCCAGAGCCUGCACCGCCUGCCGCCUCACGUCCAGCAGAAGUUUGUCCGCCUCAAAGGCCAGGACAAGCUGCCCGAGCUGCUGCUGCUGCUCAAGGAGCGCCCGUCGUCUGGAGGGGCUGUUCUCAUCUUCUGCAACAGUGCCAGCACUGUCAACUGGCUGAGCUAUAUCCUGGAUGACCACAAAAUCAAGCACCUGAGGCUGCAGGGGCAGAUGUCGGCAGCUGCUAGAGCUGGCAUUUUUGCCUCUUUCCAGAAGGGUGAAGUGUCUGUCCUUGUGUGCACUGACCUUGCCUCGCGGGGGCUGGACACCAGCAGUGUGCAGCUAGUGGUCAACUACGACUUCCCAGACACCCUGCAGGACUACCUGCACCGUGCCGGGAGAGUCGGCCGGGUUGGCAGCAAGGCAGCUGGAGCUGUGGUUAGUUUUGUCACCCAUCGGUGGGAUGUGGACCUGGUACGGAAAAUAGAGACUGCAGCCCGGAAAAGGACAGGUCUCCCAGGAAUGGACUCCCUUAAUAAACCUUCAACUACAGGAGGCUGAUUCAGGUUGCCAGGCAUUCCCUGGUAGGGGCUUACCUUGUGGUCAUUAAGGCAGAGUGAAUGAGCUGCUGUGUGUAAGGCAGAUUGAAAGAAUCUAGGGUUGAGUUUCAGAACCAGGGGAUCAGGUUAACUUUGUGCACUGUUCUGGAAACUGCAGUAUUCAUUUGCACAACCGUGACAACAUGUGCCUUUCCUAAAGGAAACUAGUAAGUGAGUAACAGAGUGUUAUUUGGAGAAUAUUGAAGAAUUACUUCAUCAGUUGAUUAGGUUUACUUAUUUUGUGACCUAAUUUAAAUUCAAAUCCAAAUGAAAGUGUGUCUGUUUGAUAUACAGCUCUAUUGCAUUUCAUUACUGCCCACCACCAUCAGCUAACACUUGUUAUUGAAACUUCAAAAUUGCUAUUGUGGUAGGAGAAAAAACCUGACCAGUUAGAGACACAAAGGAUGCUUGAUUUUCUUGUGAUGUAGCAGUUCAUUCAGAGAAUUCUAGACCGGAUGCCUGUAAAGUACAGUGGGAAUGAGAAGGCACAAUAAUGCCUAAGGCACUUUCGAGCGCCUAAUUUGUUAUUUUAUAGUUACCAUUCACUGAGAAAUGGGAUCUUGCUCUUCAUAUUAUAUUAAAUAAAACUGAA
Messenger RNA from Ficedula albicollis (Collared flycatcher), 1404 nucleotides. RefSeq names its product DEAD-box helicase 28 (gene DDX28). The transcript has a single exon. The record is from RefSeq and is a predicted model, not a curated record. The annotation marks the transcript as partial. Lineage: Eukaryota; Metazoa; Chordata; Aves; Passeriformes; Muscicapidae.